Dermatophagoides pteronyssinus (European house dust mite) is the source of this 351-nucleotide messenger RNA. RefSeq names its product Krueppel-like factor 7. The record is from RefSeq and is a predicted model, not a curated record. NCBI's taxonomy places the organism in Eukaryota, Metazoa, Arthropoda, Arachnida, Sarcoptiformes, Pyroglyphidae.
CCAGGCAUAAGAAACAAAAAAAAAAGUUGGCCAGGUUGUGGGAGUAAAUUUAAAUGUAAAGAAGAAUUGACCAGACAUCAACGAUAUCAUACUGGUCAAAAACCAUUUCAAUGUGAACAUUGCGAACAAUGUUUUACUCAAUCCGAUAAUCUAACCAGGCAUAAGAAACAAAAAAAAAAAGAUUUAUGUGCGGCUAAAUUGACCACAGCAUUAUGGGAAUUUUUUUUCAAUUUCGAUGAAUCUUCCAUCAGAUCCAUCGAUUAAUGAUCAUUUGAAAAAAAUUACCUGCUUUCUUGGAAACAACAAUGACACCCCAACGAUAAUGAGUGGAGAUUUCAACAGCCGUCAUUC